GCCCCGCCCCGCCGCUCUGGGCGGGAAAGGCAGUUGGGCGCUGAGGGAGGUGCCAUGGAGGAGGCGGCCGGUGAGGAGCGGCUGCUGUACACCCAGAGGCUGAAGGCUGCGGUUCACUACACAGUUGGCUGCCUGUGUCAGGAGGUUGCAGAAGAUAAAGACGUGCAAUUCAGCAAACAAACCAUUGCAGCUAUUUCGGAGAUCACCUUCAGGCAGUGUGAGAACUUUGCAAAAGACCUUGAACUGUUUGCAAGGCAUGCAAAACGAAGCACAGUCACUACAGAAGAUGUGAAGCUUUUGGCUAGGAGGAGCAGUUGCUUGCUCAAGUAUAUCACUGAGAAGAGUGAAGAGCUUGCAUUAAAUAACAUGGAGCAAAAGGAGAAGAAGAAAAAGAAGUCUAGUGCAGUUAAGGAAGGAAGAACUUCUGGGGAACAUGAAGCAGCUGUGACUGAAAGUGAAGAUUACAACAUGGCAUGACUUACCUGUCAA
This is a messenger RNA of Melopsittacus undulatus (budgerigar), 489 nucleotides long. RefSeq names its product centromere protein S (gene CENPS). Gene Ontology annotation, molecular function: protein heterodimerization activity; chromatin binding. The record is from RefSeq and is a predicted model, not a curated record. The transcript is spliced from 5 exons. Bases 55 to 477 code for a protein of 140 amino acids. Gene Ontology annotation, cellular component: FANCM-MHF complex. Gene Ontology annotation, biological process: resolution of meiotic recombination intermediates; replication fork processing. Lineage: Eukaryota; Metazoa; Chordata; Aves; Psittaciformes; Psittaculidae.